UGGUUCAUCAUGAAGAAGCAGCCUUGUGUAGUUAAUAUUAUUAUUAAGUACUUUUUUCUACCUGUAAAAGUGUAUCUAAUCAAUUUCAAGUGGUUAAUAGAAGAAAAGCAGCUUCAGGAUGAUUAUUACUUUGUAGGAUCAGAUUGUUCACUCACCUUAACAUGAACCGUUGUUUAUUGAUGUGAUAUACUUGAUCACCACUACCCCACUGAACUAGUAGGAGAUGUUUCAAAUCAUUAAGUUAUUAUUAUUAUUUCUCCCAUUCUUAUUAUUAUGAUAUUAUAAAUUUUCCGUGUAAGAUUUUCUUGCAUCAAAUGAACUGUUAUUUAUGUGUUAAAAAAAAUUGAGUGAAUCGAUUUUCCGUGUGAGAUUCUUAGUCAGUAUAGAUAUUCUUUUAAGAAACUAAUCCAAACAGUUUAAGAUUCUUAAUCAGUAUAGAUCAUAUUUUAUUUAAGUAAAUAACCCAAACCAAAACUACAUGCUAACUACUUUUUCUAUAAAAAUUGAUCCGAGCCACAGCCAUUCUAGGAAAAAGUUUUUGGAGUAAUUAUUGAAGGUUGCUCAUCCCCAAAUAUUUUACUUAAUUUUAUGCUAUCAGAAGAUAGAGUAAAAAGUAAAAAAGAAAUGAACAAACAUGAGUGAACGAGACGUAGAAUUCUUGGCAAAUAUGAGAGAAACGAGACAUAUUUGAUUUUGUUUGUAGCAAGUUAAAAUUUAUUAUGGUGAAAGGAUUUAUUGGCAAAGAGCUAGAAGUAAGUUUUGAGAAACAUUUGAUUACAAAAACUAACGUGAUAAAAAGAUGUAUGUAAUUUGUUAUUUAACAAUUGUGGAUGAAGCAAAAGAUUACAAAGUUGUAGUUGAUUUUUGGUUGUGUUUUCUUGUAACAAACUCUUGUGUUUCUAUUUCUUAGUACUCCUUGUACUAAGAAUUUUUUAUUUUUUUUUAUGUUACAUGAGACUUUUAUGAGGCCAUAAUAAGAAAUAAAAUUCAUGUGAAUUUCACCGUCCAAUAAAGAAUGUGCUGAAAAGAAAGUGUUUCAAGCAUUGUUUAAUUUUCAUGCCAUCAUAAUGACAGAACUACAAGCAAGUUGCACAAGAUAUAUAUAUAUAUAUAUAUAUAUAUAUAUAUUUGAAGAACAUGGUAAUUAAGCUAAUUUUCAACUGUCAAAUGCCCACUAAUCUGAUUAAUUUCUCGUUAUUCUGUUUUACUUUUUUCAGAACACUCCACAUUUACCUAUCUAAAUUAGAGAAAGCUCAAACACUCAUGAUGUAUAUUUGUCUUUUCCUAUACCAAAAGCCAUUAAAAAAAUAUACAACAUGAAGAUGAAACUUUAGCAGAAAUUCCACUAUACCUUAUUAAUAUAUAGUAACUUCCACUUUUGAUUCGGCUUUCACUUCAAGAGCCAAACUCAGUUAAAAUUUGUUGCAACUUGCAACUUGUGUUGUUAUAGUGCUUAUAGUACUACCAUUUAUUCUUGGAACUAAGGUUGCAUAAUGCAUUUAGUUAGUUAAUUAUUAGUGACUAUAUAUUUAUUCCUUUUACCUAGUUGUUGGUAGUGUAUUUGUAUUUUUCUCUAUCACUGCUAAAAAACUGUUGAGAAUGAAGCAUUCUCAUAUUUUACCACAAGCAUUCUGUUUAUUUUUCUUUAUUUUAAUUUUUUUAGUCCAAGCUAGGCAUCAUCAUUCACAUAAAAAACAUAGCCACUCACAUUCUCAUAAAUCAUAUGGAACCUCACCACAACCACCUGCGCCUUACUACAAUAAUGCCUCUGGCAUUUUUGAUGUAAGAUCAUUUGGUGCCAUUGGAGAUGGAAAAAAAGAUGAUACUGAAUCAUUUAAGAUGGCAUGGGAUACUGCUUGUCAAAGUCAAUUAGAAGAUAAUGUUAUUCUUGUUCCGCAAGGUUUCUCGUUCAUUGUUCAAUCUAUUAUUUUCACCGGUCCUUGUCAAGGUGACUUAGUAUUCAAGGUGGAUGGGACUGUUAUGCCACCUGAUGGACCUGAAUCUUGGCCAAAGAACAACAGUAGGCGCCAAUGGCUGGUAUUUUACAGAAUCAAUGGAAUGUCACUAGAAGGAAGUGGUUUAAUAGAUGGGAGGGGACAAAAAUGGUGGGACCUUCCUUGCAAGCCUCACAAGGGAUCAAAUGUGACAGCAUUAGGACCUUGUGAUAGCCCAAUUGCCAUAAGGUUUUUUAUGUGUUCAAACUUGACUGUGCAAGGUCUUAAAGUGAAGAACAGCCCUCAAUUUAAUUUCAGAUUUGAUGACUGCAAAAAAGUCUAUAUAGAAUCAAUUUAUAUUACAGCUCCAAAACUAAGCCCCAACACGGAUGGAAUUCACUUAGAAAAUGCCAAUGACGUGAAAAUAUAUAAUUCUGUGAUUUCCAAUGGUGAUGAUUGUGUGUCCAUCGGAUCUGGGUGCUAUGAUGUUGAUAUAAAAAACAUUACAUGUGGACCUAGUCAUGGAAUUAGCAUUGGUAGUUUAGGAAAUCACAAUUCAAAAGCAUGUGUAUCAAACAUUACAGUUCGAGACUCGAUCAUAAAAAUGUCAGAUAAUGGAGUUAGAAUCAAGACAUGGCAAGGUGGAUCAGGAUCGGUAUCAGGGGUGACAUUCAAUAAUAUUAAUAUGAUUAGUGUAAGAAAUCCAAUCAUAAUUGACCAAUUCUAUUGCCUCACUAAAGAACAUUGCACCAACAAAACCUCAGCAGUAUUUGUAUCAAACAUUCUUUACACAGACAUUAAGGGAACUUAUGAUAUAAGAAGCCCUCCUAUGCAUUUUGCAUGUAGCGACUCUGUCCCUUGCACCAACAUAACACUAUCAGAUAUUGAGCUUCUUCCAUCUCAAGGUGAUAUAGUAUAUGAUCCUUUUUGUUGGAAUGCUUAUGGAGAUUUGGAGACACUAACUAUUCCACCUGUCUCUUGUUUGCUAGUGGGAACUCCUCAAUCCUUGUUAGACUAUGACAUAGAUCAUUGUUGACUCUUUAGAUUCUUUAAUUUAAACAAAAGUUCUAUGUUGCAAAAUCACUUCAUAUUGAAGACGUAUCGGAUACUCACAAAAUAAUGCCUGUGAUUAUUCACAAUUAUUUUUAUUUUCUCAAAUUAUUAUUAUUGUGUUUCAUAGGUGUUCAUGUAUGAUGUAUAUAUGAUUAUUAGGAGUUGUUAAAGAAUGUAGCAUUCGAUUUUGAAUCUUAUGUUGUGAUUGAUGAGGAGUUGUGUUUUUUAUGCUCCUCCCUUAAA
Cicer arietinum (chickpea) is the source of this 3230-nucleotide messenger RNA. RefSeq names its product polygalacturonase At1g48100. Lineage: Eukaryota; Viridiplantae; Streptophyta; Magnoliopsida; Fabales; Fabaceae. Gene Ontology annotation, molecular function: polygalacturonase activity. Gene Ontology annotation, biological process: carbohydrate metabolic process. The record is from RefSeq and is a predicted model, not a curated record.